Molecule: messenger RNA, 3883 nt
Organism: Symbiodinium sp. CCMP2456
Lineage: Eukaryota; Dinophyceae; Suessiales; Symbiodiniaceae
Source: the annotation of a GenBank genome assembly
GUGCGUCACGCUAUGGUUUUUCCAGGCAUGCUGGACGGGCGUUCACGCGCAGGAGGAGCUGCUCACUGUGAAGCAGUUCAGCACCGAAGCAAGCAUCUCUCUUACUUUUUCCAGCUUGAUCCGACCUGGUGACGGCACGGUGACGCUAGCACCGUUUGCCUUGUCACAACGAGAUGCGAACGUUUUGAGCGAUUCCUUUGAACCGGUCAAGAUCAAUGUUAAUGACAUCGCGCAGGUGAAAAUUGCAGGCAACCUCAUGACGGUGACGCCAACCGAGUCCUUUCGCCAAAAUGGCGAAAUGUACAUAGUCACAGUUUCUGCCGGAGCCGUGGAGGACACUGAUGGUACCCCCUUUGCCGGCAUUUUUGGAACGUCUUAUUAUUUCAUUGCAAAAGAUGCGGUGCCGCCUUGGGUUCUAAAGGUCGAGCCCGAAAGCGGCACUGUCGGUCUUGGUUACCAAGCAGAUGGAGUCGAUCCCAUCCUGAUAACGUUUAGUGAGCCGGUGCAGGUUGGCACUGGACCUAGUGGCUUGCAGGCGAAAUUAGUUCCUUCCAAUCCAGCACAUGACAUCGUGCCCUUGGCACAUUGUGCGCACAGCGACGUGACACUUGUCUUGCAUCCUACACGUGCCCUGCAGCCGGGUGCUGCUUACACCGUGAAGGUUCCAGGUGACUUGGUGAGGGACCUUUCUGGCAACUUCUUCGCGGGGUUGCUCAACGUGUCGUAUGGUACUGCAGAUUUACAGCCGCAGGAUGCCACAUGUACACUGGGAUCGCAAUGCGCCAUCCGUCUGGAAGGCGCUGGCUUCCAGAUUACGAAUCGACUACGGUGGACAGCGGGUACGUGUGGUGAGUGUGCAGAGCUCGAUGCUUUUGAAUCACGCGGUUGGAGGCCAUACCGGCCUUCUGCAGAGGACCACGCCUUCUACAACUUUGGCAUUCCCAAGCUUCCACCUGGCACCUACACGAUGUGUUGGGCAAGUCUCGGCUCCACACGCCGGUCUGUGAACAAGGCGAAGGUUUUGAUUGGUUCCAUGCGGCUCCUGGCAGCCCGGGAGCUGGAAGAUGAAAGAGACGAGCCUGUCGUUGCACGGCGCCUGAGCCAAGCGACUCGACCAGAAGUUUUCACCAUGUGGCAGACAGGUCUCAGGUUGUUGUGGUCUGAGGUGGAGAACCAGUCUUCAGCUGGACUAGCAGUGGGACCGUCGCCGCUGCGGCAAGACAGGACUUGUGUGGCAGGGCUUUCCUGCUCCAUCGACUUAGAUGGUACAUUCACAGACGGGGACAGAGUGAUGGUGCUGGGCACCUGUUCCGAAGCGGGGGUCUUGAAGAAUUGGCCGAACUCUGGAAGGUCGUAUCCGGCCGUUGAUCAAAAUUUCUCCUGGGGUGAUGUUGCUGUCUCGGCAGCUGGCGGUGUGUACAGGCUAUGCUGGUGUGUGGCUUACACUGGUCCGGCUGAACAGCACAUGCCGUGCGAUGGCGGGGAGGACUUCAGGGUCGAUGUUGGCUCAAUGACUCUGAUCGGUCCUGGACCAACGGCAGCUGGUCAACUGACAGCGGAACCGGAUCCCCUGCAGCAGCGGACAUGUGUCAGUGGCUUAAGCUGUGUAAUUCAUGGCAUCACCGGGAUGCAUCUUACCGACCAGGAUAGGUAUGCAGUUCUGGAUACGUGUGGAUAUCAUGCUACGGUCGCACGUUUUGGGAAUGGAGGCUUUUCAUCAAAUGUGGCCAGAAGUGGGGCAACAGUGUAUUUUGGAGAGGUCGCAACGAGUUCGUCAGGAGGCCAGUACCGGCUCUGCUGGUGUUCUGCUGUCGCAACAUGUUCCUCAGGGGAGCACUUCGAGGUGACAGCAGCGCAUCUACUGAUAGCAGGUCCAGAGCCCCUGGAGCAAGACCGGACGUGCGUCUCUGGGGCUCGCUGCACCGUCCAUGUGUCUGGUCUCCUGAACUCUCUAGAUCGGGUCUUCGUCAUGGACACAUGUGGUCAAGAUCACCUAGGGCCAGAGCAUCAAUUGGUAGAGAGGUUUGCAGACUCGGGGCUGACAAUGUCUGUUGAUGCAAGUGGUGCCUUAUUGAGCUGGAGCGACAGCACCUCCGCAGGGGGGCAAUACAGGCUUUGUUGGUGCUCCGCUGACUCUGCAUGCAGGGUCGCUGCAGAGUUCAAGACGGACAUCGGCGCGUUGCAGGUUGUUGGCCCUUAUGGCCGAAACGAUUAUACGUGUAUUUCCGGACAAACCUGCGAAAUCUACGGGCUGGUGGGACAGUACUUAAGCGUUGGUGAUGUUUAUGCCUUGCAGGAUACCUGCGGAACUGGCUGGGUAUCGCGAGUUCCCCGUGGUCAGUCCCUGUCUGCAGAAGUCCACGGUGCCACGGUUGGUUGGGGUCCGGAGACGAUUUCAGCGUAUACCGAUUAUGCUGGUGUGCCGCCACACAUUCCUGUGGCAUCCAAGAGGAUUUUCGGGUGGAUGCCGGGGAGAGUUUUCCUGAACGACAACGAUCAGAUUGCCAUUCGAGACACAUGUGGUCAGUCCGCUGCUGCAGUUGGCUUUCCCAACGCAGGGCUUCUCGCUUCUGGCAUGCUUCCGAGGGUAUCUGCAUCAGGUGGGCAGUACCGCUUGUGUUGGUGCGGUUUGCCCAGCGAGUGUGCACGACCCGAAAACUUCCGGACGGAUUUCGGAUCGCUUCUAUUGCUCGGACCCUCGCCGCUAGAUCAGCGCCGAACAUGUGUCUCGGGCCAGACAUGUCGAUUGUCUGAUUUGCUUUUUCAUGGUGAAUUUGAUUGGUCAAUUGGGCGUCUACUUAUUCUGGAAACAUGCGCAACUCACGGUGUUUUGCCUCGACUCUGGGCAGAACCCAUAUCACCUCCGCCAAGCUCAAAUUCUGAAUCUCUGCUGGGCGCUUUUCAGACAGAUGUUGUUUCAGCAGCUGGUGGGACCUACCAGAUGUGCUGGUGUUCGAUGAUUCCCGGACCUUGUCUGGAUGCGGAAAACUUUCACGUUUCUAUUGGCACCCUUGACAUAAUUGGCCCAAGCCCUCUGCGGCAAGACCGCACGUGCACAAGUGGUCAGCGGUGCCAUCUAGGCGGACUGCUUGGAGAGCACAUGGGAACCAAUGACAUGUUGAUUGCCGACACCUGUGGCAGCGACAAAGCCGCGUUUGUCCCCAGAUUUAUCAACUUUGGUGCUUCAGACAUGGUGGACGAUGGCCUUGCCACAUGGAGCAUCAUUACAGCUGCCGGUGGUCAGUACAGACUCUGCUGGUGCGCUUCUACCACAGCUUGCGCUUCAGCAUCUGAGUUCACCACGGACAUGGGCGGACUGCUCCUUCUGGGCCCAGCACCACUGAGGCAAGACAGGACGUGCGUCAGCGGCCUUUCCUGCGAGUUCGAAGGGUUCCUUGGCAAGUACAUCUCGAGCCAGGACCGCAUUCUUCUGUCAGAGACCUGCGGUGAUACCCAUCUGCCGCCUUCAUCACUGCCACCUGCUCAAGUUACUGCUUCGCAGACCGGCACUGCCGUGGUAAGCUGGGGCACUUCGCCGAUUCUAGCUGCCGGCGGCUUUUACCGGCUUUGUUGGUGUUCAGGUCUUGUGUCACAAUGUGAAGAUCACUCGGAGUUUAGGACUGACGUGGGCAUGCUGACAAUCAUCGGAGCCCAUCCUUUGCAGCAAGCCAAGACAUGCAUCAGCGGAUUGCCUUGCACACUGGAGGGAAUCACAGGGACUUAUGUGUCCGUUGCAAACUAUUUUGCUGUGUUGCAAACCUGCGGUCACGAUGCUGGAGCCAUCGAGGGAUUCCCCGGAGCAGGUGUGACUGCACAGGUGGAGUCUAUUCCUUGUGCUGGUGCGCUGGGCUGCCUGGCGUGGGGUCAGCCGGACCUGUCUGUG